CUUCAUCCUUUUCCCACCUGAAACAGGAAUGGUGGGCCGGAGUAAUACCAGAGCAGUAGAAGACGAAGAAAACAUGUCAGGGCACAAAUGCAGCUAUCCCUGGGACAUGCAGGGUCGAUAUGCUCAAGAUAAGUCAGUUGUAAAUAAGAUGCAGCAGAAGUACUGGGAAACAAAACAGGCUUUUAUUAAAGCCACUGGGAAGAAGGAAGAUGAACAUGUCGUUGCAUCUGAUGCAGAUCUGGAUGCCAAACUGGAGCUCUUUCACUCAAUUCAGAGAACCUGUUUGGAUUUAUCUAAAGCAAUUGUACUCUAUCAAAAGAGAAUAUGUUUCUUGUCUCAAGAAGAAAAUGAACUAGGAAAAUUUCUUCGAUCCCAAGGCAUCCAAGAUAAAACGAGAGCAGGAAAAAUGAUGCAAGCCACAGGAAAGGCACUCUGUUUUUCUUCCCAACAAAGGUUGGCCUUGAGAAAUCCUUUGUGUCGUUUUCACCAAGAAGUGGAGACUUUUCGGCAUCGGGCCAUUUCAGACACUUGGCUGACUGUGAACCGCAUGGAACAGUGCCGAACUGAAUACAGAGGGGCAUUAUUAUGGAUGAAGGAUGUGUCACAGGAGCUUGAUCCAGACCUCUACAAACAAAUGGAGAAAUUUAGAAAGGUUCAAACACAAGUCCGCCUUGCAAAGAAAAGCUUUGACAAAUUGAAGAUGGAUGUAUGUCAAAAAGUGGAUCUUCUUGGAGCAAGCAGAUGCAAUCUCUUGUCUCAUAUGUUAGCAACGUACCAGACCACUUUACUUCAUUUCUGGGAGAAAACUUCUCACACUAUGGCAGCCAUCCACGAGAGCUUUAGGGGUUAUCAGCCAUAUGAAUUCACUACAUUAAAGAGCUUACAAGAUCCUAUGAAAAAACUGGUUGAGAAAGAAGAAAAGAAGAAGAUCACCCAGCAGAAAAGUGCAGAGGUCACAGCAGAAGAGCCAAGUCAGUUAAUUUCAUUAGGAGCGAUGAAAAUCAGCCAUAAAGAAUCCUCAAGUUUUAAAACUGAAGAUGGAAAAAGUGUUUUCUCUGCCUUAGACAAAAGCUUAACACCUAAUGCAUGCUCAGAUGAACUUUUAGACAUGAAACCUGAGGAAGGCGCUUGCUUGGAUCUAAUGGCAGAGAUGCCAGAACCUGAAGGUGCUGAUAAAGAUGACCUGCAGCUGCUGAAUGAGAUCUUCAGUGCCUCCUCACUGGAAGAGGGAGAGUUCAGCAAGGAGUGGGCUGCUGUGUUUGGAGAAGGUCGGCCAAUGGAGCCAGUGUCCACUGGGGCCCAGGGAGAGCCAGAGCUCAAGGCCCCAGCAGCCUCAGGAUUCCUUCCUUCACAGCUUUUAGACCAAAAUAUGAAAGACUUACAGGCUUCUCUACAAGAGCCUGCCAAAGCCACCUCAGACCUGACUGCUUGGUUCAACCUCUUCGCUGACCUCGACCCACUAUCAAAUCCUGAUGCUAUUGGGAAAACUGAUAAAGAACAUGAGUUACUCAAUGCAUGAGCCUGCAGCUUAGGAAGGAGCUUCCUCCCCUGCUUACAGGCCUGUGAAGCUAUCAGUCCAUUGUUGAAAUAUUUCUGUGCCAUUUUAAUAAAGUGGAAGGGUGAAAGGC
This is a messenger RNA of Suncus etruscus (white-toothed pygmy shrew), 1628 nucleotides long. It is a transcript of the gene ICA1, whose product is annotated as islet cell autoantigen 1. Gene Ontology annotation, molecular function: protein domain specific binding. Gene Ontology annotation, cellular component: Golgi apparatus. Bases 29 to 1519 code for a protein of 496 amino acids. The record is from RefSeq and is a predicted model, not a curated record. The transcript is spliced from 14 exons. Gene Ontology annotation, biological process: regulation of transport. NCBI's taxonomy places the organism in Eukaryota, Metazoa, Chordata, Mammalia, Eulipotyphla, Soricidae.